Naegleria gruberi is the source of this 963-nucleotide messenger RNA. RefSeq lists its product as uncharacterized. The record is from RefSeq and is a predicted model, not a curated record. The annotation marks the transcript as partial. NCBI's taxonomy places the organism in Eukaryota, Heterolobosea, Eutetramitea, Acrasida, Naegleriidae. The transcript has a single exon.
AUGAGCUCCCUUAAGGUGUUGACAAUCAGCAACUAUCCUUACUAUUGUCUGAAAAAAGCAGAUGAGGAAAGAAGCACUCUAUCACACUUACCGAGUACUCUUAUUACAACUGCAAAAACAGAUAUAUUUCUAACAAUGACUAGCCAUGAUAUUCCUAACGGUACACUUGAAUAUCUUCAUAAGCAAAAUAACCUACGUAUAAGCGCUCACGAUGAGAUUGAACAAUUGGAGGAGUGGGUGGUAGUUUUAUUAAUAUUGUCUGAUUUAACUCAAGAGAAGGAAGAAUCGUACAAGUUCGCCCAAACAGCAUAUUCCCAAUCUAAACAAUUAUCUACUCAAUAUAUGCACGGUUCUAUUUGUAGAUUAGCAAUUAAAGAGUUUGAAAAGCAUGAAGAGAUGUUUGGUGAAAAAAGUAAUGAAAAGUUAGUAAAUCAAGCAUUAGAAGUUUCAUCAAAAUCUAAAGAUAUGGUUGCUUCUCUAUGUAGUUGUGCUUCUGCUUUUUAUUGGAUUUACAUGCGAACGGGACAAUAUGGUUGUUUAGCAGAAGAUUAUUGUUUGAAAGCCAGUUUAUUUAAUGCAAAAUAUGAAGGUUAUUUGGUGGAGAUUCAGGAAACACUCUACAACCUUUCAGAUUUUGAUGUUUUUCAACAACUUGCUAGAAAGAAUGUAAUGUUUGGUUUGAAAGAUAAAAUCGUGGUAAAGUAUUGUAAAAUGUUGAAAAAAAGACUCAGACAAAAGAACAAACCAAACUCUGGAAAUCACGAAGAGGUGAAAAGCUUAUUGGAAGAAUGGGAAAUGUGGCAAAACAAGAACACAAACGUAUCAAUGAAGGUCGAAACAUUUAUUCAUGAAAAUCAGGAACAUUGGAGCGAUAAAUCAUUGAAUAAUCUUAUUCUUUCAUCAGACCCUAAUUUAUAUGUGAUUAGUAGAUUACUGGAAGAAUAUUACAUUAUUGGAAACCAU